AUGGCGACAUCAGAUAGCAAGGUUCUUGGUGUUGUCAUUCUUAUCCGUCACGGAGAUAGACAAGGUUUUUAUCAAGAUCCAAUUGAUUAUAGUUCUUCCAACACUGGCAUUACUGCUCUCGGAAAUUUGCAAUCAUUUGAACUCGGUGAACUGAUUAGGAGCAUAUACCUUAGUCCCUCCUCGCCUUCGUUUAUCUCAUCGAUCGACCCAGAUCUAGUUCAAGAUUCCCAGAUCCACAUUCGCGCGGAUGGUGGAGGUGAACGUGGUGUCAUUUUCAAUUCUGCGGUGUCUCUCCUUCAGGGUCUCUUCCCUCCGACUCCAAAUUACAACAGUACUCUCGCAAAUGGUACAGUUGUUGUGGCACCUUUGGGUGGGUAUCAAACCGUGCCAAUUGAGUCUGUCGAGCCUGAUAAUGACAUUUCUUUGGAGGGAUGGGCCGAUUGCGGAACGUUCAUAGAAGCCACGAACGCAUUUUACAACUCCCCUAUAUUUAAAGAAACCGAGGCAGCCUAUGCUAAUUUCAUAAAAUCACUUCCACAAUAUUUGGACAACAGACCCGCGACCUUGACGGAUAUAGUUCGUAUCUUCGACUUCAUUAAUGUUCAACUUAUCCACAAUAGUACUUUUGCCAAGCAACUUCCGGAGGGGUUACUCGAACAGGUUAGAGCCCUUGCAAAUUUUCACGAACAAGGUGUUUUCACCUCUCCUCAACUAAAUGGUAUUGGGAAUAUUGCGGGCCAAACUAUCCUUCCCUCCAUCAUCGAUGGCUUCAAAAAUAUCAUAAAUCCAACCAGCCCUCUCAAAUUUGUGCUCGAGGCUAUUUCAUAUAAACCAUUUCUUUCUCUCUUUAACAUGACUGGAAUUGCCCGGCAAAAUCCUCAGAUCGCAGGAAUUGUGGAUUACGCUUCCGCGGCUGCAUUCGAGGUCAGGCAACCAACCGAAGGGGGUGAACCUGUCAUUCGAUUCAAAUUCAAAAACGGCACCAACGACCAGUUUAAUACAUAUGUUUUCAUGAAUGCUACCACUGAUGUUCCUGUCUCUACUUUCAUCAACACCAUGCAGUCCGUUGCAUUGUCUGACAUUCCUACUUGGUGCACCGUAUGCAAUAACCAUCAGGAUAGAGGUUGCGCAAAUUACGUAGCCGUUGCAAAUGCUAGCAGCUCCUCCAUCACCCAUCGCGACCCUGUCAAUCCUGUCGCCGCUGGCUUUAUCGGGGCAACAGUCAGUCUAACGCUUAUGCUAAUCUUCUUGACUCUACUUUCUUUCUUUGGCCUGCUGAAUUUCGGCAAACAUAAAAGUUCGAAGCUCCUCAAGUCCACCGUAAGCAAAUAA
Messenger RNA from Psilocybe cubensis, 1332 nucleotides. RefSeq lists its product as uncharacterized. Gene Ontology annotation, biological process: dephosphorylation. The record is from RefSeq and is a predicted model, not a curated record. The transcript has 9 exons. NCBI's taxonomy places the organism in Eukaryota, Fungi, Basidiomycota, Agaricomycetes, Agaricales, Agrocybaceae. Gene Ontology annotation, molecular function: phosphatase activity. The coding region runs from base 1 to 1332 and encodes 443 amino acids.